UGUUAAGUCGAAAUCCUUAAGUACUCUUGCGCUGGGAAGCUUCGCAUAUAUACAAACGAUACAUACAAACUUGGGGUACAUGCAUAUCAUAUGGUCUGCGCCCACUCUGUGUGUAUUGGGAGACUGUCUUGAAGCUAGGGUUUACUAAAUUGGAGUUGCUGAGCCAUGAGAAAGAAGCUUGACACUCGGUUUCCGGCGGCUCGAAUAAAAAAGAUAAUGCAAGCCGAUGAGGACGUAGGGAAGAUUGCUAUGGCCGUACCACUUCUAGUAUCUAAAGCUCUGGAACUGUUUCUGCAAGAUCUAUGCAACCGGACUUAUGAGGUUACCGUAAAGCGGGGGGCAAAAACUCUAAAUUCUAUGCAUUUGAAGCAAUGUGUACAAAGCUUCAACAUGUUUGAUUUUCUGCAGGACACUGUAAGCAAGGUAUCUGACUUGGGUGGUGUAGAUGCUGCAAACGAGGACAAGUCUACUACAAAAAGGAAGAUUUCAUACGAUGACAAGUGUGGCAAUGAGCAUGGCUCGAAAAGGAUACGCAUGCAUGAGACUAGCCAAACGAGCAGCGAUGGAAGAAGCAGGGGUAGGGGGAGAGGUCGCGGCAGAGGCAGUAAAAAAUUGCACAGAAAAUCACUUGAUCAGUUUGAAAGACUUGAUUAUGAUUCUGACAUCUCUAACCAGAGUGGCAAAAACCAGAAUGAAAAACUGGAGAGGUCAUGUAGUGUUGUAGCCGAUACUACUGCAGAUUCAAGAAUUACAGGCGGAAAAGAUGCAGAUAAGGCAGUAUUUACUUUUGACCUCAAUGUCGAGUUAGACGAGAAUGGUGAUUCCAUCCUUUUGAAUGAUGGAACCCCUUCUGACUCUUCCGAAAAGCCAUCGCCUGGAACAAGACACGAAGAUAUUCCUGGGUGGUCCCUAGAUAACAUGGAAAUGCUGGCUUUUGAUGUGAUUCAACUUGCCAGUUUAAAGAAGAGAAUGGAUGAGGAAGAUGAAGAUUAUGACGAGGAAGGAUGAUUUGCUGCAAUGUUCCGGUUAUGUCGCAUUUUACCUGCAUCUUGUACAGCUUAGUAACUUAGUUUGCUAAUAAUAUGGCUAGAUGUAUAUGUGUGACUAGAAGAACGAAACUAGGUGGUGUUAGAGUUUAACAGAUAGGUGCAGCGCAUUACAAGUUUCCUUGUUCUCUUAUUAGUGAUUCUGUGCAAUAUGUAAAAGCAACCAACAUUGAAUUUUAUUAUUUAGGCUUUGCAAAACUUAGUAUAUAUUCGUCAUUUUCGCUUUC
This is a messenger RNA of Salvia splendens (bonfire salvia), 1273 nucleotides long. Its product is annotated as dr1-associated corepressor. The coding region runs from base 166 to 1008 and encodes 280 amino acids. Gene Ontology annotation, molecular function: RNA polymerase II general transcription initiation factor activity; core promoter sequence-specific DNA binding; protein heterodimerization activity. The record is from RefSeq and is a predicted model, not a curated record. The transcript is spliced from 7 exons. NCBI's taxonomy places the organism in Eukaryota, Viridiplantae, Streptophyta, Magnoliopsida, Lamiales, Lamiaceae. Gene Ontology annotation, cellular component: nucleus.